Molecule: messenger RNA, 1811 nt
Organism: Micropterus salmoides (largemouth bass)
Lineage: Eukaryota; Metazoa; Chordata; Actinopteri; Centrarchiformes; Centrarchidae
Gene: cunh8orf82
Product: chromosome unknown C8orf82 homolog
Exons: 4
Coding region: 12-824 (270 amino acids)
Source: RefSeq, a predicted model, not a curated record
UGUGAAUAUAUAUGUCGGUGAAAUCACUCCAAAGUCCGUUUAUAACGCCAUUGUUGAAGUUUAAAGUCGCUCUCCUGCCGGUUGUGAGAGUCCAGGUGAAAACAGCUCCACCCUUGAUACCUGCAGCAGGAAGAGGAAGCGAAACAUCCAGGACAGCUCUCAGCUGCAGAGGUCUGGCCGCUCUGCGCUGCCUGCCCGCCGGCUGCAUCGCCUCCAGAACCACCGCUACAUACAUCCAGGGCCAGAGCCCGGAACCACGUAUCCGAGAAUACUUCUACUACAUUGACCACCAAGGACAGCUUUUCCUCGAUGGCACAAAAGUGAAGAACUUUGUCACCUGCUUCAAAGAUAAACAGUUCCUGGUCUUCUUCUUCAGUCGGCUGCGUUCAAAUCAGAGCGGGCGCUAUGAAGAGGACUUCCCCUUCUUGUCCCUGUGUGGCAGGGAGAGGAACUUCCUGCGCUGCGACGACCGUCCUGUGGUCUUCACCCACCUGCUGCAGGGAGUCACGGGGGAUCAGGAGCUGCUGUCGUACUGCGGCGGGGCCGAGAAGCUGUGCGCCCCGUUCCGCCCAGAGGCGCUGUACAUGCAUCCGGUCAGUGGACGAGUUUACCACCCCUGCUCAGAGCGCGAAGGAGGGGUCGGCCUGGUCAGGUCGGCUCUGGCCAUCGAGUUCAGCCCCUUCUUUGUUUAUGCUCAGGAGGACGGCCAAUCAGGACAGCCCGCGCACUUUCUCUGGGGAGGACAGAAGCACACACUGACCAAUGAGCUCGCAGGGUGCUUCACUGAGGAGGAGGCCAGCGGGCAGCAGGGAGAACUGGGAUAAUCACCUGAACUGGUUAAAGGUGUACCUUUUAGAUUUUGAAAUGCUAUCCUGUGAGAUGUGCAGACAGCAUCGGUGUCCCAUACUGGCAGUGGGAACAGACAACUACUUUCUCACAGCCGUCAAUCACACAUCACAAUGUGAUCGUUGAAGCCUGGGCUGAUGUGUCCUCCUAUCCUGAUUAAUGUGAGAAGUCAAAUUCAGUGAUGAUGCAGUGCGUUUGAUUGUAUUUCAUUGGCUAAAGGAGUUGUUCCCAAACGCUUUCGGCUUGAGACAAACAAAGCAGUGUGUACUUGCCACCCCCCCCAUUACAGAUUGCAUUUGAAACAAAAUUUGUCUUUGCUGGAUUAAUCUGAAUUAUAUUUAUGAUCCUGAAGAGGCAUAACUAUCCAGUAACUGUAAUUGGGUGUAGCAGAAGUAUGUAAUUUCCUGUUAAUCACCUUAAAAACAUAUUUUAUCAUCCUGCCCCCCAGGUUGGAGAGCCUAAUAAAGCUACAGCGGCUGAGAGACAGCAAGCUCAGUGUCAUCGUCACUUUCCUCACACGUUCAGUGUGUCUGCAUGUUUAAAGAUAAAAUUCAGUCACAUGCAAAUCAGAUUCUUAGAUCAAACCUUAAUUAACCCAAACUAAUAUUUAUAGCAAAGUUGAGAGAAGAGAGCAGUUACUUGGCACAUUGAUGGUACUGCGUCAAACGGCAGCAGAACAUACCCACAAAAAUACAUAGCCUACAAAUAUUUAAGUUGUUUAAUAUAUAUCAUAUUCAUAAGAAACAGUUAUAGUGUCUUUGUUAAAAUUACAGAGUAGCAGACAUCUGCAGCAGAGCAUGUAUAAAAUAAAAUACAAUACAAGAAUAUGUGCACAACACCAGGAGCAUUUUCUGGCAACCCGAAGUGUGUUUUGGCAAAAACAACAAACUCUCGACAAGAAUUUUAGAAUAUACUACUGAAUGUAUGCAGUCAGAUCCUUCUUGAAUAAAGUGAACUACUCUGAA